UGCGUUGUUUAAAAUGCAGGAAUAUAUAAUCCGUGUUCAGAGAGGAGUUUCAGCAGAAAACAGUUGGCAGAUUGUGAGGCGAUACAGUGACUUUGACUUGCUUAAUAAUAGCUUGCAGAUCUCAACUCUAAGUCUACCUCUUCCUCCAAAAAAAUUGAUUGGAAAUAUGGAACGUGAAUUCAUAGCUGAAAGACAGAAGGGACUCCAGGCCUAUCUUGAUGUAAUUACUACCCAUCACAUACUGUCUAACUGUGAACUGGUAAAAAAAUUCUUGGACCCAAACAGCUAUUCUGUAAACUACACUGAAAUUGCCUUACAGCAUGUUUCAAUGUUCUUCCGAUCAGAACCAAAGUGGGAAGUGGUAGAACCAUUAAAAGAUAUAGGUUGGCGUAUACGUAAGAAAUAUUUCUUAAUGAAGAUUAAGAAUCAACCAAAGGAACGGCUAAUGUUAAGCUGGGCUGAUCUUGGCCCUGAUAAAUACUUGUCUGACAAAGACUUACAGUAUGCUGUGAAACUUCUUUCUUCCUGUUCUCAUCCCUAUAUUUACAAAAUCACUUUUGCCACUGCCAAUGAAUCUUCAGCACUGGUUAUUAGACCAUUCAGUGAAAAAGGGACACUAAAAGACCUUAUUUAUAAGGUAAGAUCUGCCCCCCCCCCCCCCUGCAAGUUACUGGAUCUAGAAAAUUCCUUGUUGGGACUUCCAUCAUUUUAUCGAUCAUACUUUUCACAGUUUCGGAAAAUUAAUACUUUAGAAGGUGUUGAUGUACAUUGCUUUGGACACUUACUGUAUGAAAUGACAUAUGGAAGACCCCCAGAUACGAUUCCAGUAGACAGUUUCCCUCCUGCACCAUCAGUGUUUGUUGUGUCUGUGUUGGAAUCCAUUCUGACCUGUGAAGCUAUGAAGAAUGGCAUGCCAACUGUUUCACGGCUCUUACAGAUGCCAUUAUUCAGUGACGUCCUGCUAACAAACUCCGAGAAACCACAGUUUAAGAUUCCUACAAAGCUAAAAGAGGCAUUGAAAACCUCCAAGGAAUGCACGGAAAAGCGAUUAACAGAAGAACAGAAAUUGAUUCACCAGCACAGAAGGCUGACAAGAGCUCAAUCUCAUCAUGGCUCUGAAGAAGAAAAAAAGAAAAGGAAGAUCUUAGCACGAAAAAAGUCAAAGCGCUCUGCCUAUGAAAGUGGGGAAGAACACUCAGCAAAAUACAGCAACUCAAAUAACUCAGCAGGCUCUGGGGCGAGUUCCCCAUUAACAUCUCCAUCAUCCCCCACUCCGCCCUCUACAGCAGGCAUCAAGUUUACAGCAUCUGAUUUACUUCCUAUUCCUUUUAACACACUCUUUUAACAAAACUGUCCCUGUAAAAAACCCUUGGACUUGAGUAUUUCUUCUGGAAGGGAGGAAAGUGAAGAUGAGCCCAAUAUGUACUUCCAUGUUUUGUUGUCACAGAAGGUUUUCAUGCCAAUGAGAAUUUCUCCUGAAGAUUUGGAAGUGCUACACUCACAGCACGUAUUAACGUACACUGGCAAGGUCGGAGGCUUUGUGUGAACACUCGGCAUUUUGAGCUUGCUCCCGUGUGGGAAAAGCCUCUCUUCAAACACUGGUACAAAUAGAAAACGAGGAAGCUUUGAGUUACAACUCCCAUCUAGUGUAACUGCUUUUUUUAAUUAGAGCAGUUAAGUUUUUACUAUUACUUGUUAGUCUGAGAGCAACUGUUAGUGAGCAACGGAGCACAGAUAGAUAACUUUGCCUGCAUUUUUUUUUUUUUCCCCAGUAGCCGAGCUUUAUCCUUCAUUGAAUCCUUCUUGAGUCUGUGUGGCAUCAUGUCCUUCACCUGUUUGGUAUUUUCUUUACUUCAUAGCAAGCAGUGCCAUGUCAGUAACCACAGUCUCUUGGCUGGCCUCAUGUUGUUGUGCUUUGUUGUCCUUUAGUAUCACAGUUCCUGUCACUUAUGUUCCCCUUAGUAGGUUAGGCUACUGGAAGCAAGUCUUUAUAGAUGCUAUUUGUCUCUCUAGUCUUACUACGGAAUAACUCAUGAUCUAGAUGAUAGAGUUCAAAUUGACUGUUGAAUAGUUCCAAGAUACUCAUUACUAUUCCCCUGCUUAUUCCAGAACCUGUGAGACAAGAGAGGCCCAUCGUUCCCCAUAUAGCUGGUGAGGGGCUGCAAAUGCCACCUUCCCGUGGAUGUCUUGUGGAAGGGCAAAUGGUCACCUCUGAAGCCCUUUACUCUUACUCUUGCCUGGAUCUUUGCUUGUACUCGUGUAGAAAUGAUGCUGCAGUGGGCAGCAGCACAAGAUCAGGGUGUCUGGGAGAGCUGCCUGGGGCAAACAGGGCUCCCAGCUGCCGGGAAGCAGCUCCACACAGGUCCCUGCUGCGGGCUCUGCCUUCCCCGGGGGCAGGAGCUGGAGGCUGAGCCACGAUGAGAAGCACGAGAUGGGCGUGACUGGGGUAGAAAGCAAGGGCCAGAGCGCAGAGGUGACUGGGGGGAACACGAGGGGCAGAUUGCUGUGAUUCAUUCAGCCUGUGAAACAAGCAUUUGUUACGAUGUGUUUGGAGAAAGUCUGACAGUACUGUGAAGUGUAAAACAUUUCCAGAACACUCUAUCUGCAGUUAAACUUUAAAAAUGGAGGAAAAUCUGACCAAGCAGUCAUCACAAAUUCUCCAGGGAUGCAGUCCUCUGUAAGAAUGUAAAGUUAGUCAUAAAAUAAAACCAAGUACUAAGAUUGGCUUCCAGUCUUUGUUACUGUUCAUGACCAAAGACCAAGUUGCUUCAGUGGAGAUAAACAAGAGAGGCUGAAGCUGGGAAGUCCUGUUAAGGGAUCUCCAUUUCCCUCAGUGCAAGAUCAUGCACGAGUCACGUUUUGCAUCCCCGAGCACUGAGGCGCUUCAUUUCAGAGGUGUCUCAGAUGACACAACUCACCUGCAGAUAGAGGGAUUUGAUCACUUUGGCAUUUUUCAUCUGUUUUGUUCUUCACACUCCACUGGCAUUCAAGGAAUGACGUGACUAGUGCAGGACUGACCAAGUCCAGCUAAGCAGCCGCAGUCCUCUGCGGCAGGACCUCCUUGGCAUAAUCAAACUCCAUCUUCUCUCCUCAACUCAACAGGAGCAUCGUCGAUACCCCCAGCACCGCCACCGCCACCCCUGCCACCAGCAGCUCCUCCUCCGAGUACAGAGGUGCCAACGCAGCCGAGCCCGCAGCCCGAUGUCAGCGCAAGCCGAGGAGCCUUACUCAGCUCCAUUCAAAACUUUCAGAAAGGAACGCUGAAGAAAACACAGACCUGCGACUACAGC
Athene cunicularia (burrowing owl) is the source of this 3290-nucleotide messenger RNA. RefSeq names its product PX domain containing serine/threonine kinase like (gene PXK). The coding region runs from base 14 to 1345 and encodes 443 amino acids. Gene Ontology annotation, biological process: endosome to lysosome transport; early endosome to late endosome transport; protein targeting to lysosome. The record is from RefSeq and is a predicted model, not a curated record. Gene Ontology annotation, cellular component: early endosome; late endosome; extrinsic component of endosome membrane. NCBI's taxonomy places the organism in Eukaryota, Metazoa, Chordata, Aves, Strigiformes, Strigidae. Gene Ontology annotation, molecular function: actin binding; phosphatidylinositol binding. The transcript is spliced from 17 exons.